UCGUGUACAAGUAGACAGUGGCCGAAGCUUGAGAUGGCUAGUUUCUAGUACAUAGUGCAAAGGUACUGUUAACCUCGUUCCCGGACCGGUUAUUGUUUACGCCUACAUAGUAUCGUCAUAGAUAUUAAUUCACCUCCAAUGAACACCUCCACACCUCCACACCUCCAAAGCCGUAUCAAUAUAUAUUAUACCACCACUUGCAAUAUUUGUUUUAAUGUAAAAGCCACAUCUCUCCCAACCCAACCAAACCAAACUAAAUAAAUUGAACAUGUCAACAAUAACCCUGAUCAUCUCUCCCUACCACACCGGCCUCCACGCCCACCGUGUUGGCAAAGGCCCGCACCACAUCCUCUCGCAAAACCUCCUCCCACAGCUCACCUCUCUCGGUCUAACCAUCGAGACCCACGAGAUCGCUCGCGUCGACGACUUCGAGGGCGAAAUUGGUCGCAGUUUCGAGGUUAUGCGUCGGACCUCUGUUGCUGUCACUGAGGCCGUGGAACGGGGCAGCUGGCCGUUGGUGCUGUCCGGGAAUUGUAUGGCUAGUGUUGCUGUUGCUUGUGGGUUGGAGAAGGUGCAGGUGCAGGAACAGAAGAAAGGGAACGAGGGGAAAUUGGGGUUUAUUUACUUCGAUUCGCAUGAUGAUCUUGAUUCACCCGAUGUCAAUGAGAAUGGGUACUUCGAUGCGAUGGGUCUUUCUAUGCUGCGCGGGGAAAGCUGGAAGAAACUCAUGGGUACGGUUCCGGGGUAUGACCCGUCCAAUCCAUUCGACUACCGCUCGAGCCAGAACCGAUUCUUGUACGUUGGCUUGCGUGAUCAAUCCGAGCUACAGCGGGAACGGGUUGUUGAGGCGGGUAUGGAUUCGAUUUGGGGCGGGAACCUGAACCCGCGAACGGACUUGAUUUGGAUGUUCUUGAUGCUGGGAUCUACGGCAAGGUAAAUGACUAUCCGUCCGAGGGGGGACUGUUGGAGGGGGACCUGGU
Messenger RNA from Aspergillus ruber CBS 135680, 980 nucleotides. RefSeq names its product Arginase/deacetylase. NCBI's taxonomy places the organism in Eukaryota, Fungi, Ascomycota, Eurotiomycetes, Eurotiales, Aspergillaceae. Gene Ontology annotation, molecular function: arginase activity; manganese ion binding. The transcript has 2 exons. Gene Ontology annotation, cellular component: nucleus; cytoplasm; cytosol. The coding region runs from base 269 to 937 and encodes 222 amino acids. The record is from RefSeq and is a predicted model, not a curated record.